UUGACUGAUGAAUUUUAUUUUAAUUCAUCAUGGUUUAUGGCACCUCAGCAGUCCCCGGUACAAAGUCUAUCGACUCCAAACCCCGAAAGAAGUUUGCAAAACCGCCUGUGAAAGUAGCUUGUUUAUCAUGUCGUGCCUCAAGAACGCGCUGUGAUGGUCAAGAUCCUUGCGUCAACUGUCAGAGCAAGCAAAGAACGUGCUCGUAUAUCCCCAGUAAGCGAGGCGGCCCCAGGCCCAGAAAGAAAAAGGCCUUUCCUGUGGAAGCCACCGUUCACGAGGAUGAUGUCCAAAAAACAAUCACCCCGUUGACUCCUGGCUUGGAGGACAUGGCAACACCGGUCAAGCUCGAGUUGAACCGACACCAUCAUUAUCACCGUCCAGCGUCUCAUCGCCAUCCGUGGUCAGGACGUAUGGCAGUGAACAUGACAUGUGGGCUGUACUUCUCCAGUAUAUGUGAUUGUGCUGACGGUGGAAUCAGCCUGAAUGCGUACUACGAUUUCAUUCAUAACUAUUUUCCCAUCCUGCCACCAAGGGUAGGGCCAGCCUAUAUCGACAGCCCCUUGGAUUGCAUUGAGCCUUACUCCGAGUCUCCUGAGGAGCCAGUCAUCGCCUAUCAGCCGGGUUCUCCGCUCAGUCUGGCCAUAUCCGCCAUUUUAGCAUUGAUACCACAUCCAAAUGAUCCGGAGCCGUCUUCACCUCGCUCAGUCAUACGACGGCGGGCAUACGCGCACAAGUUUGCGCAGAUGGCCAAUGCCGGAGUCGAAUCUGACUGCGAGCUUCAUGCUUCCCCUACGAACCCCUUUGAAACAACGUUCAAGGGCCGCCCUCGCAUCAACCGAGAACGCUUUCAUCCUCAUACCCCAGUUGAGCUCGAGAGUAUCCUUGCAUUACUGCUGCUUACUGUGUAUGAAUACACCCAGCGCGGAAACCUUCUGAAGAUGAGGUACCGUGCUGGGCAAGCUUUAGCAAUAGCACUGGAUAUGUCACUGCAUACCCUUGGCGAAGAGUACGAUGAAAUGGCAGAAGCCCGAAGAAGGGCUUGGUGGAUGACAUACUACUGCGUCCUCCAGGGAUCGAUCGUGAGCACAACGUCUCUGUCAAUUGAUGCCAACGAUUCGCAAUUUGUAACGCCUUACCCCAGGUUCGCCGCUGAUCCAAAUGUAUGUUUUCCUGCUAGAUAUCUCAUGCGCAAUUCUAAUUGGUUAUCCUCUCAGGGCUGGUCCAUAUUCAUCCAAUCCCAGCAAAUACUGGUAGCUGCCACACAAUUUGUUAUCGACGUCAAGAAGUGGAUCCCAACGAGGACAAAUAUGCCAUACAUUGUAGAAAGCAUGCAGCGACUUGACACAUGGGCCAGCGCGCUAUUGGCUCGGUCGAGCUUACCCCCUUCAGUUGCCCAGUCUGGCAACAGCAGCGGUAUCUCGGAGCGAAUUACAGCGCAGAGUAUCCGUACAAUUGCACGGAUAAAAAUAUCCAGGCAUUGUGAUCUUAGCAAGGCAAAUGCUUGUGACGACCCGGUUCCAGAAUGUGCUGCCGAAAGCCCAGAGCAUCCGAAUGAGAUUUCAAGCGUCGGCUGCUCCUGUAGCAGUUUGGACAAAUUCCAACAGUCCUCUUCAAGCGAGUAUACACGGUCAACCUCUACAUCUUCAUCAGCAUCUGAGUUCCAGCCCUUACUGCCUCAAUAUUCCUUCAUUAGCGAGCUCCCUUAUACCAGUCAGCAUUCAGCCAGAGUCUGCCUGAAAGCAUCCUUGUUAAUCUCACACAUGUUCGAUUCUCUACCCAUACCCCUGCCACUCAGCGACAGCAACAACCCUCCUCGAGUCCUGCAGUCACUACCACGGAGGCAAUACCCCAGAACUAUGCCCUCCUUCGCGUGUUGCAUGAUGCAGGGCAGCUAUGCUUUACUCAUGAUCUUCUACCAGGCGAAUUUAGUGAAGAGUGCUCAGGCUGAACCUGGAAACAGCAGUAGCACCAGCACAAGUAGCAGUCAAGACGGUUAUUCGUUAGACAGCUUCACUGAAGAGCUUCGUCAAGGCCUAGAGCGGCUAAUAGGUGCCGCAUCUAAUUAUGCAAUAUCAUACGAGGCGUUGACUGGAAUGAGAGAUGACAUCGAAGGUGCAUAUCAAACGGCGUUCUUUCAGGGGUGA
Aspergillus nidulans FGSC A4 is the source of this 2144-nucleotide messenger RNA. RefSeq lists its product as uncharacterized. Gene Ontology annotation, biological process: regulation of transcription by RNA polymerase II; regulation of DNA-templated transcription; positive regulation of DNA-templated transcription. Lineage: Eukaryota; Fungi; Ascomycota; Eurotiomycetes; Eurotiales; Aspergillaceae. The transcript has 8 exons. The record is from RefSeq and is a predicted model, not a curated record. Bases 30 to 2144 code for a protein of 704 amino acids. Gene Ontology annotation, molecular function: zinc ion binding; DNA-binding transcription factor activity, RNA polymerase II-specific; DNA binding. Gene Ontology annotation, cellular component: nucleus.